AUGGACACCUGGUCCAUUCUCACAAGAUCUCCGUCCGCGACCGAUCUGCAGCAAUCUAAUCGCCCUUCAAGAUUGUCCGUACUAUCGCCGUCCUUGACCGAACUCCGUGGCAUCGCCCGCGCGAUAUAUUACAAUUUCAAAAAAAUCGGGAAAAAUAAUUAUACUCCCGCAAAAAUUCGGUCGCGCAUCGCCACUCUGAAAGAAACGUGGGUAGAAUUUCGACACGGGCACGCCGCGCUUCUUCAAGCCGUUCCAAAGGAUAAACGCGAAGCCGUGGAGUACUUCAAUGAAGAUAAACUCGAGGUUUACGAAGAGGUCUACCAAACCGCAGCGGAUUACAUGGCUGAGUGUCUUGAAGAAAUCGAACCACCUGUGAGUCCGAACCGAUCAGCGGAAUUUUCGUAUGUACAACCCGAAUCGUCCUCCAUAUCGUUGAAGCAUCUUCCGCCUAUAAAACUGCCACCGUUUUCCGGAAAGUUCGAAGAGUGGGAGACGUUCCGCGACCGAUUCAAAACCCUUAUCAUUCACAAUCGAGAAUUAUCAGAUUUCGCGCGCAUGCACUUCUUAGCAUCCAGUCUCACCGGUCCAGCACGCGACGCGAUCGAGAGUACCGAAAUUACUGCAGAUAACUUCGCCGUGGCUUGGGCAGCCCUCUGUACGCGGUACGAAAAUAAGCGGCGAUUAAUCGACAUUAACGUGUCAAUCUUGUAUAAUCUACCGCCCAUUACGCGCGAGUCUCCCGCGGAUUUACAUGCGUUGCGUGACAAAGCUGAAAAGGCGAUAGCAUCUCUCAAACGAUUAGAUCGAGCUCCUGCCGACAUGUUAAAUGACAUUCUCGUCUAUUUCUUAUCACAAAAGUUAGAUCCAGCCACUCGAAAGGCGUGGACUCUAAAAUCAGGCAAGCACUCGGAGCCUUCGACCUACGAAGAUCUGUGCCGGUUCAUAUCCGCGCGUGCGUCCGCACUUGAGGAGUUAACGCCGAGCAACUCGUACAAGUCAACAAAAUCUACGAAAGUUCUCUGCGCAACUACGUCAUCGGUCCCCUCGGCAGCAUGCCCAUUAUGUAAGGAGCGUCACUUUAUCAAUAAGUGUCCACAAUUUAUAAAUAAGAGCCCGAGUCAGCGCCGCGACAUCGUCAAGGAGGCCAAGCGGUGCGAAAACUGCCUCAGUACAAAGCAUGACGUAAUGGCAUGCCCGAGUAAAUACGCCUGCCGAAACUGUCAACAAAGGCAUCAUUCAAUGCUUCAUAUCGACUCGAUCUCGUCCCUUGAAGCGAAUCUAACGCUAAUCGCCGAAAAUCAGCCGUCUCAAAGUACCGAUACUCAACAAGUUCGCGCAUUAUUCUCGUCCUCGGCAUCGCCGUCUCUGCCUCCAGUAUUGCUAGCGACAGCUCGAGUCACGGUCUCCUCAUCGUCCGGACGCAGCGCAAGCAUUCGAGCACUCCUUGAUCAGGGCUCCGAAGCCACCUUCAUAUCCGAAAACCUCGCUCAAUUGUUACGACUACGACGGAAGAAAAUGCCUGUCUCGAUUACGGCCGUCGGUUGCGUUAACGCGGGAUCAUGCCGCUAUGGCACUCAGAUAAUCAUCACGUCGCGUCACGACCCCAGUUCCGUAUUCACCACCACGGCCUUAAUCUUAACUUCACUGACCACAUACGCUCCGAGACACUGCUCUCGCGCCGCUGCUUGGCCUCAUAUCGCAGAUCUCAGGUUAGCAGACGAUAAUCCGAUGAGUUCAGAACCGAUAGAUCUUAUUAUCGGUGCAGAUUUAUAUAGCAACCUAAUUCUCGACGGCAUUCGAAAGGGCUCGCCGGGUCAGCCAAUAGCUCAGAACUCCUGUUUCGGCUGGAUUCUGUCGGGACCGAUUACCCUUCAAAACACAUAUACUCGUCAUAUUGCCACUCACCACUGUUCUCUUGAACAAAGCUUGCGGCAAUUUUGGGAAAUAGAAGAAAUUCCCAGACAAGCGGCAUUAGCUCCCGAAGAACAGCUCUGUGAAACGCACUUUAUCACAACUCAUACACGCUCGCCCGACGGACGUUACUGCGUACGGCUUCCAUUCAAGGAAGGGCCGCCGAUCGCAAUCGGCGAAUCUCGCUCAAUCGCCGAACGCAUGCUUCUUUCGUUAACUCGUCGGUUCAAAGCAAAUCCGGAACAAAAAACCGAAUACUCCGAGUUUCUUGCCGAGUACGAGCAGCUCGGGCACAUGUGGAAGGUUAACCCCCCUUCGCUACCCUCUAAUCAAUAUGUCUACAUACCGCACCAUCCCGUAAUUCGCGAAACAAGUAUUACGACAAGAUUAAGGGUAGUUUUUAAUGCCUCCAGUCUGACAAAAAAUGGCACUUCAUUAAAUCACCAUCUUCUCGCGAGCCCAAAAUUACAAAGUGAUUUACCCGCCGUCCUAUUGCGCUGGCGCCAAUAUAAAUAUGUAUACAGCGCCGAUAUCGCCAAGAUGUACCGUCAAAUUCGAAUCGAUCCGAGAGACGUGGAUUAUCAGCGAAUCUUAUGGAUAGGAGACGACUCUAAUGCGAUAUCGGAGUAUCAAUUGCUCACCGUUACGUAUGGAACAGCCACCGCUCCGUUUCUCGCGCUUCGCGUGCUUAAACAACUCAUCACGGAUGAAGGUGACGCGUUUCCACUAGCCGCGCCGGUGCUCCGCGACAACACUUAUGUAGAUGAUCUCUUAUUCGGCGCGGACGAUAUCUCCACACUCCGUCACACUCGCGCCCAAGUAUGCGCUCUGCUAGCGCACGGCGGAUUCGAACUAAGAAAAUGGGCGAGCAACUCAUCCGAUCUUUUAGCCGAUAUUCCUCCAGACAACCAUGGACUGGCGUGUAGCAAGUCCUUGCAAUCCGACGACAAGUUAAAGAUUCUAGGGAUUAAUUGGAACCCUUCUGUCGACGCGUUUCAAAUUCAGGUUGACCUCCCGGAUGCCAUGCCCAAAACCAAACGUACAAUCUUGGCCACUAUCGCUCGCUUAUUCGAUCCACUCGGGUGGGUCACUCCCGCGACCGUGGCAGCAAAGGUAUUCAUGCAACAAUUGUGGCGUUUAAAAUUAAACUGGGACGACAUCAUACCUGAGUCGACUCUACUUCGGUGGAAGUCUAUCUACACUACUCUAUCCGCAUUGAACGGCCAAAAAAUUUCGCGUUGGACGGGUCAAGACUCGGAUAUAUCGCGUUGCGAGCUUCACGGCUUUGCCGAUGCAUCCACGGUAGCCUACGGAGCAGCCGUCUACAUUCGCGUCGCCUCUCGAACUGGUGAGGCAACCACAGCGUUGCUCGCCGGCAAAUCAAAAGUGGCGCCGGUUGAUCCGAUAACCGUGCCUAGGUUGGAGUUGCUAGCAACCGUUCUUCUCGCGCGACUCAUGGAGUUCGUAAUCACGACGCUCAAUCUCGUCAGCGUGCCCUGUCACUGCUGGACGGAUUCUACCGUGACGUUAGCCUGGCUAGGUCACCCCUCCAAAUGGAAAACAUUCGUCGCGAAUCGAGUGGCGGAUGUUCACUCUCGACUCCCAAACGCGGAAUGGCAUCACAUCUCAACGACCAUGAAUCCCGCCGAUUGCGCAUCGCGCGGGAUUCUCGGCCACGAGCUUGCUUACCACAAACUCUGGUGGCAAGGACCUGACUGGCUUUGCCUCUCGCCUUCUGAAUGGCCCAAGAGCGAGGGUCCCUUAUCGGACGAUGCAAAUCAUGAAGCUAAGCCAAUUACAUCACACAUCGCUCAACCGACGGUGACGUGGGAUCUAGCGUUUCGCUACUCGUCAUGGCCCAAGUUGAUUCGAAUCACCGCCUACGUCAUUCGUUUUACUCUCCGAUGUCGGCAGAAAUACACUUCUCGAGCAAGCACGUCCCCUCACUCUCUCGCUCUUUCUCCUCACGAUUGUAAGCAAGCGAGACUGUUCUGGUUAAAAUCUAUUCAACGAGAAGUAUUUCCCGAGGAGCGGCACCUCCUUAUGAAGGGUCACCCGCUUCCCGCUCGAAGCUCUAUUUUGUCUCUUAACCCAUUUCUUGACGCGGAUGAGCUUAUUCGCGUAGGCGGCAGGCUGAGAAACGCUCCCUUAUCGUUCAAUGUGAAAUACCCAAUCUUAUUAUCGUCCCAUUCGUUAGUUACCUUGAUUAUUCGUCAAGCACACCUUCGAUCCCUUCAUGCAGGCUCGCAGCUCACCAUCGCCACGUUGCGACAGGAAUUUUGGAUUCUCCGAGCCCGCAAUCUAGUAAAAUCUGUUAUCCAUCAAUGUGUAGAAUGUACUCGCGAAAGAGCCGCGAUCCCGUCCCAGUUAAUGGGCAACUUGCCAAAGGUUCGCGUGUCUCCCUCAACUCGCGCCUUUUUGCACUGUGGAGUCGACUAUGCGGGCCCGGUUGCCGUUCGAGCCUCCGCCGGCCGCGGAAUCACCUCUCGCAAGGCUUAUAUCGCGGUAUUCAUAUGCCUAACGACGCGCGCUAUCCAUUUAGAAUUAGUCGGGAGCUACAAUACGUCCGCGUUCUUAGCUGCAUAUUCGAGAUUUUGCGCACGACGAGGAUUACCGAUAUCCAUGUACUCCGAUAAUGGCACAACCUUUGUCGGCGCCAAUAAAGAGCUCAAGUCCGCAUAUAGAGCCGCUCUUCAGAACCCCGAUUUUUUAAAUCGCACGGCUUCCGAUGGAGUAUCAUGGCAGUUCAUCCCUCCUCACGCCCCUCAUUUCGGGGGUUUGUGGGAAGCGGGAGUGCGGAGCAUGAAGCAUCAUCUUCGCCGCACCCUCGGGUCUCACACCCUCACCGUUGAAGAGUUCACGACUAUGUUAUACCAGGUUGAAGCCUGUCUAAACUCUCGGCCUCUGGGACCAUUGACUGAUAGUCUGUCUGACUACGAACCCCUAACGCCUGGCCACUUCUUAAUCGGCUCGGCGAUUACGACAGCGCCCGAACCGUCGCUUCUCGACCUCAAUGAGAAUCGAUUGUCUCGUUGGCAGCUUGUCCGCCAGAUCGCCGAACGGUUCUGGAAACUCUGGAAACAUGACUACGUCAAUACUCUUCAGCAAAGAGUCAAGUGGCGCAAGCCACAGCCAUCGAUCCAAGUCGGGCAAUUAGUUCUUCUUCGAAAUUCCGCAUUACCCCCCUGUAAAUGGGAGCUAGGCCGAGUGACUCAAUGUCAUGCUGGUACCGAUACCUUAGUUCGCGUGGUCACAGUCAAAACCGCAACUUCCGAGUAUCAGCGGCCGAUUGAGCAACUGUGCUUAUUACCGAUCGACGUGAAUCCGCCUGCUAUAAAUGAAAAUUAG
Wasmannia auropunctata (little fire ant) is the source of this 5259-nucleotide messenger RNA. RefSeq lists its product as uncharacterized. NCBI's taxonomy places the organism in Eukaryota, Metazoa, Arthropoda, Insecta, Hymenoptera, Formicidae. Gene Ontology annotation, molecular function: nucleic acid binding. The coding region runs from base 1 to 5259 and encodes 1752 amino acids. The transcript has 2 exons. Gene Ontology annotation, biological process: DNA integration. The record is from RefSeq and is a predicted model, not a curated record.